This is a messenger RNA of Parastagonospora nodorum SN15, 2220 nucleotides long. RefSeq lists its product as hypothetical. NCBI's taxonomy places the organism in Eukaryota, Fungi, Ascomycota, Dothideomycetes, Pleosporales, Phaeosphaeriaceae. The transcript has 2 exons. The record is from RefSeq and is a predicted model, not a curated record. Bases 1 to 2220 code for a protein of 739 amino acids. Gene Ontology annotation, molecular function: oxidoreductase activity.
AUGGCCAACUUCAGCAAACCCCAGAGCAUGAUGACCAUGUUGAUUGCACUUUUCGCACUACUCCAGAUUACUGUUGCGUCGCAACACGGCGCACACCACCACGCCCAUCGUCGCAACGAUGAGAUCAAGGCGCAUAUUGAUGAGGUCGCUGGUGCCCUUGCCAAGCGUGACAUUGGUCCCUACAUUGCUAUUAGCGGUGUCUGCAGUACUGGAACCCGAUGUCCUACCCUCGUCUCGAGAUCCGUGAGUUGGCGAAAGAAUGCCGAUCAGUGGAACUUGUACCUCCUUGGUAUGGAGAGAUUCAUGAGCAAGGACAAAGGCGACACUCUCAGCUACUACCAGGUUGCUGGUGUCCACGGUCGUCCAUUUACCACUUGGAACAAAUUCCCCACUCCCCUCGUCAACCAGGCAGGUUUCUGCCCCCACAACUCCAACCUGUUUGGAUCAUGGCACAGGCCCUACCUUGCCAUCUUUGAGCAAGCUUGGUACCUCGCAGUCACUGAGGUGAUCAACGACUUCCCCCAGGAUCAGCGCGACCGAUGGAACAGGGCGGCGGCUACCCUCCGCAUGCCAUACUGGGACUGGGCGCAAGAGACCAACGGCGGACCUACUGUCCCUACUCAGAUGCGUGACCAGCAGGUUACUGUCACCAAGCCCCAGGGCCAAGUCAGAAUCAAUAACCCGCUCUACUCGUACAGCUGGGGUAACUCCCUGCCCGCUGAGAUUGGUGGUGGUCCCUGGAACAGCUUCCCCCAGACCCUUCGCCGCCCAGUUGCAAACCCCACCCGCAGCAACAACAACGAAAUGAACGGCCGUUUUGAUAGCAUGCGCGUCUCUCUCCGUGACCGUGUCUUUGCUCUCUUCGCCAGCAAGCAGUCCUGGGGAUACGCAUCCACCUCGCAGAUUGGUGUCCGAACUGAUCUUAGCGGCAGCGGUACUGACAGCUUCGAGUCCGUCCACGAUGCCGUUCACAACGCUGCCGGUGGAGAGUCCGGAGGACACAUGUACUACCUCGACAUGUCCGCUUUUGACCCGCUUUUCUGGCUGCACCACUGCAACAUUGACCGUCUGUUGAACAUGUACCAGUACAUCGUUCCCGACACCUGGGUCGCCAAUGGUAACAUUCCCCGCCCCAUGGCUCAGUGGAACCAAGGCGAGUCGAAGAACGGUGGAACUCCUCUCAAGCCUUUUACCAAGGGCACCUACGGCGAAUACUUCACCAGCAACGACGUCAGGGAGACCCGCAACUUCGGAUACUACUACCCCGAGACAAGCGAUCGUUCAUACAGCCAGGUCGCUCAGGCUGUCACCCGUCUCUAUGGUGCUGGUUCUCGUCAACUUACCAAGCGUGACGCCAACACUAACCAGAGGACUGGACAAUACCUCGGCCGUGAUUUCAAGGAAGGCGACUACAACCACGUCCUCGACAUCACUGCCGACAAGUUCGCGAUUGACGGCUCCUAUACCAUCCACUGCUUCAUCGGUAACAACGGUAACGCGACCACCAACUCUACCGCUCCCUACGGCAACGCCACCGCCUCUGCACACGGCCCAUACCCCACUGCCUCCGCUGCGCCUUCCUACACCCCCACGAACGGUACCGGCGAGGCUGUCGAGGACUACGACCCAGCGCAAGACUACACCCAGGACCCCAACUAUGUCGGCGCCUAUGGCAUCCUUGGACCCAUGAUGGCCGGUGGUGGCAACGGCUCCGCCCCCAUGAUGUCCCGCGGCUCUCUGCCUCUCACAACCUGCCUCCAGGGCAAGGAAGCCGCCGGCUACCUCGCAUCCCUCAAGCCCGAAGACGUCGAGCCCUACCUGGCCGCCAACAUGUACUACAAGGUGGUAACCGACAAGGGCGAAGUCGACGCCUCCACCAUCCCCAACCUGCACAUCGCCGCAAAGUGCAACAAAGUCAUCCCUGCCGCGUCCCCCGAUGAGCUGCCCGAUCUGUCCUCGCCUUACCAGGUCCUGCCUAAGGCCACCGAGGGCAAGCCCGCUGGCAAGCCGUUCACAUACACUCCCCAGCCCAUCGAUGUUGUUGCCCCUAGUGCCAACUAUGCUGAGGACGAGUACAACACGGGAUACACGGAUAACAACAACGGCGGUAACUAUCAGAGCCCCGUUGCUGGUAUGCCAUGGCAGGGCGAGACGGGUUACUGCCCGACUGUACAGACGAUCAAGUACGUGUACCCUGACGGUGCGCCUGCUUCGUACUAA